Molecule: messenger RNA, 760 nt
Organism: Nylanderia fulva
Lineage: Eukaryota; Metazoa; Arthropoda; Insecta; Hymenoptera; Formicidae
Source: RefSeq, a predicted model, not a curated record
ACCCGGCUGGGUAAUACCGAGUUAGGCGAUUUUCCGAACGUACAAGUCGAAAAUAUCCAACGAAUCCGAGGAAAACAACAGAAACCUGCCCGGAUAACAGGUUACGUGAAUAAUAUAAUUCCUCGUUACACGACAAAGCAAUUUCGGCAUCAUUUUCGAAUGCUGCCUGAAGUUUUUGAAAUUCUUGAAAAUCGUCUUGGACCGUCAUUAUCUAAUGUCGAAACUGUAGGACGUCCAAUGAUACCUGUACGUACACAGCUUUUAUCAACAAUCUGGCUACUUAGCACACCAGAUUCUUUCAGAUCUGUGAGCGAAAAAUUUGAUUUGGGCAAAUCUUCUUUGAACGACUGUGUGCGUCGUGUUGUUAAAUUAUUGUACAGCAUUGCAAAUGAAAUAAUUGUAUGGCCUACAGGCCAAAACUUAAUAACUUCAAAGGAGAAGUUUAUGUCUAUUGGACAAACCCCUAUACCUGGCAUAGUGGGAGCCAUCGAUGGCACUUUUAUAUUUAUAAAAAAAUCAGAUAUUGAGGGUCAGUUGGGGACUACAGAGUUUUUCGCAAUUCAGAUUUAUAUAGAGAAGUUUGUAGAGAUCCCUCUGUUUUUUUUCCUGAUGGAGAAUUUAUUAUUGGCGAUAAAGCCUAUCCUGUUUUAACAUGGUGUAUUCCCCCAUUUAGAAACAAUGAGCGCCUCACACAACAGCAGAAAAAAUUCAACACUGCAAUAUCACAAAAGCGACAAGUUGUAGAAAGAGCUUUUGCUCU